CGCGGCGGCUUCGUGUCCGGUGCAUGUGCUGACCUGACCUGACCAUGAGAGGACUCUUCGGGAGACCCUACAUGAGACCUCACCGUUUGGAGCCCCUCUAGGAAGAGGUCAGCCAGGACAGAUAUCCACAAUGUAAGCGUGAAAAAUGUGUCUCGCUCAUUCCGCUGGAGAACGGAACAUCUGCAUGUCAGGGCUGGGACGCAAAAUCUGCUCGACACUCGCUUGACAACCUUGGCAGCCAAGGGGGCCAUCUUUGAAGAGGGGGCCGCCACCAGGAAGCCCGAGGUUUGGCGGGUGCCUGAUCGACCAAAUACGAUUGAAGCAGGGAAACCCCAGCCUGCACUGCCACCCACAUCGGGGUCGCCCAAGGCCACACGAGUCUGCAUGCCCAGAAACGCAGUCGUCACAAGAACACCUGCCAGGCAGCGUCAAUACACCCUCGUGUCCCCUGACUGGGAAGAAAAAAAAGAGCGACCAACACAAUUCUGGCUCCCUCAACUGCGAAAAUCGCCUUCUGUUCUGUUCUGCGAUCCGCUCUCCAUCCUGGUCAACCCAAGCUGCAAUAUCGACGAACCCAACUUUUCGGCAGCGACCCUCUUUUUGAUUCGAGUUUAUUUUGGAUCUGCGAGAAACACCCCUCCUUCUGGCCCAAGCUCCGGCACCGCCGCACCUUGCCCUGCGUCGUGCGUCACCGUCAGUCAAGGGCCCGCUGUCGCUGUGGGGAGUUCCAUCCGAUUGAAUCCCGCGGCUUGUUUGCCAUCAUUGAUCCAUUCAUUCGAGUCGAGUCGACCCAACCCGCCGACCCGCGCGUCUUCUGCUUCGCCACCAUCGAUCUGGACGUAGCCACUCCGCUGCCCAACUUUUCCCCGCUGGUCGAUUAGUAGCACGAGCAAGACUUAUCACUGUCCUCGGCGUCCAAACAGUCGCGCCCGGGCGCAAAUUUACCAGAGGCUCUCAGCAGUCAACGGCGUCAGCGACGAGGCGUGUGAGACAUCAACGCGGCCAUGGAUAGCAGCUAUGUGCGCAGGAAGGACACCACCAAGGGCCCUCCCCUCCGGGUUCUUUCUUUAGAUGGAGGAGGAGUGCGCGGCUAUAGCAUCUUUAUCAUACUCCAAGAAAUCAUGCACAGGACGUUUGUCGAGAUCGAAGGGCGUGCCCCGCGCCGCUCCGAAAUCCCGAAGCCGGCCGACCACUUUGACCUCAUCGUGGGCACGGGCACGGGCGGACUGAUCGCUCUUAUGCUUGGGCGUUUGCGACUUGACCUCGAGACGUGCAAGGAGCUGUACGUGCGCCUGACACGUAUGGUUUUUGAGACGGACAAGACGAUACUCGGAAUACCCACGCGGUCGACUCUUUUCAAGGCCUCGAUGCUCGAGCUCGCCAUCAAGGAGGCCGUGAGGGAACACACAAUCGACGAGGCCGAGGGCAAUGACGGAUCCGAGUCACCGGCCACGAGCAACAUAAACCCCUCCCAUCGUAACAGAUUAUCGCGCCCGAACGGUCAGGGAUACCCUCGCAGGCAUUCCAGCAAUGCGAGCGUUGUCAGCUUCAGCGCCAGGAGUCCAACAACGCAGAUGGCCCGCCCAGCAUACAACUCGCGGGGAGGCGACCCGGAAGCCAGUCUCUACGACGCACGAGAGCACAGAACGAAAACGGCUGUCACCGCCGUAUACAAGGGCACCCAGAAAGGCGCCGAGCCGGCGAUACUAAGAUCUUACGAUUCAAGGAAGGAGCCGGCGCCAGAGUUCGAUUGCAGGAUCUGGGAAGCGGGAAGGGCGACGUGCGCCAUCGGCCUCGCGUUCAAACCCAUCCGAAUCGGCCAGUCGAUGUUCCACGAUGACGGUGCCGGCACCUUCAACCCCGCGAUACAGGCCCUGGACGAGGCCGUAGUCAACGAGUGGCCGGGUCGUGAAGUCGGCGUUUUCAUCAGCGUAGGAACGGGAAAGCGCCCCAAGAGUAGCGAUGCGAACCAGUCGGUUUGGUAUGAGGGCUUUCUGGGCGAGUUUGCCGAGGCGAGGAGGAAGCUGAUCGCCAAGAUCGAGGGGUGCGAGACCAUCCACCAGUACGUCUACAAGGAGCACCUCAUCAAGCGUGGCGUCAACGUCGAGAACUACUAUCGCCUCAACGUGGAGAUGGGCGUGGGGGAGUUUGGUAUGAACGAGUGGCACCGCCUCGCCGAUAUCAGCACAGGCACGAGGCAGUACUUGGGCCGUCGCGACGAGAAUAGCAUGGUUCAGGGCGCCUCGGCGAAGCUCGCCAAGAUUCACCGUGCCAAGAUGCGAUGGGAACGCGUAGGCCCCGUGCCGGAGCUGAUUCAGACGCCGUCCGAGGUCUCGAUGCCGUUCGCGGUCGAACUGCCAGGCGACAUGCCCGCCGGCCCGCCGAACGGCCCGCCGAGCUAUGGCCACGCCCCCAUGACACCCUCGAGCAGGCAGUCAUAUGAGUCGGGACGGGACAGUCUCGGUGUGCCUGUGUCGGCCUCUUCUCCACGGAGUUCGGGAGACCGUUUGACAGACCGCCCGUUGCCGGCUCCGCCCGCCGGCGCCAUGGCGGGUCUUCCGACUGGAAUCCGUCCCGCAGGAACGGGCAGUCCGCGGCAACCGUCCCAUCAACAGACCCCGUCGAUGGCGGGCAGCACCCUCAGCACUGUCAGCGCGCUGACAGAUUCGGAGGAUGAUGGGGACCGUCUCGUGGAGAAGGCACCGACGCCGGCUCAAUGGCGGAACGCGACGGGGCAAGACAAGAUCGCCAUCAUGGGGGCUGACGAGCAGCCAAGGCGUCGCGCGGAUGACAGGAACAGGGCGGGUACGCUUCGGCCGCCUCACGGAGCUCACCCGAACUACCCGCCUCCGCUCCCACCCAAGACACCCCUUCCAGAGCACCAAGCCGCCGGCGGGCGACGACCGGGGGCCCCGACGCUGCCCUACCCGAUGGAGGACGAGCCCCCGCCGGUUGUCGACAUGGCGAGGAAGCCCAAGUAUCGCGAAAGACCUUGAAGGCCGCAUCAAACCUUCCCCUUUUUCUGGCCUUUCCUUCGUCGUUAUUUCUUGAUGACACCCUUGUCUCUUCCACAAAUCCCUGAUGAUGACUUGGCGACAAACGAAGGCGUCUGGGCUGUCAAUUUCUCUCAUAUGACUGGUUCAUUUCCGUCUUUCCAUGAUCUGGCUGUUGUGCCUGUCAACGAUUUCUUUUUCCCAUUGUCUAUUCAUUUCCGCGGAUACCAUUAUACAGCAACUGUUUUCCACUUUCUACCGGUAUCGUUCCAUAGGUAGUUACACUUGAUAAAUGUCCGG
This is a messenger RNA of Gaeumannomyces tritici R3-111a-1, 3293 nucleotides long. RefSeq lists its product as hypothetical. The transcript has 3 exons. Gene Ontology annotation, biological process: arachidonate metabolic process. The record is from RefSeq and is a predicted model, not a curated record. NCBI's taxonomy places the organism in Eukaryota, Fungi, Ascomycota, Sordariomycetes, Magnaporthales, Magnaporthaceae. Bases 1005 to 2996 code for a protein of 663 amino acids. Gene Ontology annotation, cellular component: membrane.